UCGGGGGUAUGGCGACGCAGGAGGAGCGGCUUCACACAGUGCAAUCAUCCACGAUCGACGAUUGACGGAGAGAAAGAAAAAAAAUGGCACGCGACGUUUCUCGCCGGCCGACGAAACGACCAGGCUACAUCUCUACGAAUCAUUUCUACCGGACUACAACCGAGUACCUGGGAACCUUGGGAUCGCACUAGCGGUACGGCGGACGCGUUCCUUGUUGACGGAACGAGCGGUACGUCGAGGAGACGGACAGCAGAGCCUCAAGGCUCAACGGCGUGAGACCGGUUGACAGAUCGCCACGCGCCAAGACGACGAUUAACCAUCACCAUGGCGAAAGAGAUGAUGAUAGUAUUCGUUUACGACACUGCAAAGUGUUGUAAAGAGGAGGAUGAUCCUGCUGAGGCAGUUAUGUACUUCCAUCCAGCUUGGGUAUCUCUUACGCAGAGACUGGCUCUGGCGGGGCAGCUAAUGGGUGUGCAUCACUUUUUGACAACGUCAUUUUCAGCGCCACGCUCUAUCACAUUGCAAGGUGGAAAGUUUGUGCUGAAGAAGUUUGGGCAAUAUGUGCUAGCAGUGGGGACUGAUAGAAACAUACACGACUGGAUACUCGAAAGACGCGCCAAUACUCUGGAAUCGUUGUUAAAAUUCUUUCACUGCGACCUCGUCCAGAUUCUGGAAUCUCUAAACAACGAUCGUACUAGAUUCACCGAGAAAUUGUAUCAGAUGUUUGAAACCUAUCUGCCAAUUCUUCAACAUAGUGCCAAUCUGUUUUCCAACAUUCCUGUUAUUAAACUUCCUAAGAGUGCCAGCAAUAUAUUCCUGGAAGGAAUGCAAGUGUUACAGCAUUGUCAAGAGAUAAAUGGCAUUUUGGGUGGAGCGUUGUUUUACAAUAACAAAAUAGUCUCAACGCAACUGGGAGCAGAUCUAACAAAGCAAAUAGUCAUAACGGAUCCUUACAGAAUAAAGGCUCCUGCAGAAAGGAUACUCACAGAAUUUCACUUGCCGAUCGGUGUUCAAUUGUUACAAGUGUACAUAGAACGAAAGCAAUUCGCAAAAUUGAUGCAAGAGGCAAAUAACGAACGAUAUUACAAUUCGUGUCUAGAUACCGUGACCAAAAAGAUAUUACAAAGAAAGACUGUUUCCAAGACUGGCGUUAAGGAACCGUCCGGUAUGAAGCGAGAUACAUCGAAAAUUUUUACGGUUCCCGAGGAAGGUGAACUGGACUCCAUGAAUUACUCGGCACCGCAAUACGUGUCGUCUGUGCCGCUCGCGAUUAAUCACGAGUCACCGAUCAGACGCAAGCAAGAGAUCAAAUCAGAACGUCCCAAGGGUGGUAUUGUUCAUCCGCUCACGCCCAGUGUCUGUGCGACACCAUUGAAAGAUGUGGAUCGAGUGUUACACGGGAAUGCUAUGCUUAUCUGUUCAUCUGAGAGCGGUGGUGAAAACGAGGGACUUAGAAAUUCAUCGAAAAGUGACGACGACGACAUUCCCGAUGUCGUUAAAGAGGCACUCAGGUGUAAACGCUUAAACAAGCUGAAAAACGCUACUUCGAAGAAGAAGCUUAUGAAGAGAAAGGAUCCCGACAGAAAGAGCGUGAGCUUGCCAGACUUGACGUCAUCAAUUAAACCGCGUUUGAACGGUGUUCCUAGGGCUCAUCAACCGGAGUUAGACAAAAUAUUAUGCAAAUUAAAUGAAGCCUCACCGGAAGACUACGAUUCAAAUUCACCCCGGCGGAAGCUCACUAGGAGUAAUAUGCGGCACUCGCGCACUAUCGUCGAUCCCUGUUAUCCUGUCUUCCGAUACGAUGGUCUACCAGUCUCACGAUCAUUGUACGAGCAAUACAUCGCCUCUCAUUGCGAGGAGUUGCGUGAUAAUGGCGAUGGCAUUCAUGAACGCCAUGACGACGAUGACAAUUUGCAAUCAAGGAAUUUACCAAGCGAUCUGACGAGCGCGAAAUUGCCGAUAAGUAGCAGCCGGAAUUCAAUUACGAGAGAUGCUCGUGAAGAAUGCGCCAAGCCUGGGUACGACAAGAGCAAGCAAGAGACGUACAAGAGAUCAAUGAGUUUACCGCUGAAGCCACUCAACGUCGUCGCUGAGGUGUCCAACGGCGAUGAUCGACGGAAAUCGACGUCAGAAUGCGGUGGUGUAGGAAGCUCGUUUGAGUUUCCGCAAAGACGGAAGCUGGAUGGUUUACAGUUGACGCCGCUGAUGUCAAAGUUGAGUCUACUGGCCGACGAGCGAACUAGCGGUUUCUGCAGUCGCGAGACCACGCCGAGCGAAUUCCGCGAUCUGUCCGGAUUUUCCGGUGGCGUAGCAGUCACUACCACGACGACGACGAAUCAGCUGAUUAGGCAGAAAUUGGAAUCCGUCGAAAAAGAAGCGAGUGACGGUGAGGAUGAGUUAGAUGAAGACUGGGUCAACAAGGACGAACCCACUACUUGUCUCGUCAAAACCGAGCUCUUUCUCUGCGGAUAUCAGAAUAUGGUGCUAGUACUACUGAUGGAGAACGGCACUGCGAACAAUCCGGAUUUGAUACAUGCUCUGUGGCAUACUUGCGUGAGCACGUUGGGCAAGCUCGAAACACGGCUGCAACAGUGUCUGGAGCCGCUGCCAUCUACGGAGAACAAAGAAUUGUACAGUAUUCUGAGUGUGGACCCACAGUGGGACACGGUGCAACGUUCUGGACUCUGGGGAGUUACCGAAUUGGACAUCGUGUCCUGCCUUCACGACAGAUUUACGCAAGCUAGUAGUUUGACCGACAUUAUCGUCAGAACGGAAGACACAGUGGUUUACGGUAACCAGAGCGGAGGAGUAGAAGUUUUCUAUCAGCAAGCAGUAGCACCGAGUGCUUUUGCGGCGCUUCCCACUCCGGCGGAUCUAAUGGGGAUCGUGGCUCUCAAGGCGAAACGUCGAUUGGAAAGAGAUCACGGGAUCGUGCUACUGUAAAUUCAGAGGACUGCGCGUUACUUCUUUUUCUUUUUUGCCAAAAAAGAGGAGGAUAAUGCAUACGUUCACGAUUUCGCUUAUUUGCAUUUGGCAAGAGAAAUUAUCAUAUCCAGUACAAGAGAGGAAGAAUCGAACGUUACUUUGACCAGAUAAUUUUAACGGGAGAUAUACGGGAAUGUUUUUCUACGUAUAUUUUUGUAAUCUGUGAUUUUCGAAUGUAAUUUCCGAGCGUAAUUCCGGAAGAAUCGGUGGAAGAUCGAAGAGCUUUUAUAUACCGCUGCAAUGUACCUACGUAAUUUCUAUCGUGUAAAAUCGGUCGAGAAAUUUUCUACGGUAGCGGAUCGUCGACCAACCAGUUUGUACUUCACCGUUUCAUCAAUCAUGCAAACCGAUAUCACAACAAAUGUUAUUUAUAUUAUAUAUAUAUUAUAUAUGUUAUUGUAUAUAAGAUGUCUUAGAAUCGACGGAAAGUAGAUGGCAUUACGAUUCCAUUCGGAGAGCGCGCUAUUAUGUCAUUUUAUAUAUCUUUAUUGUUUA
This is a messenger RNA of Mycetomoellerius zeteki, 3480 nucleotides long. It is a transcript of the gene HPS4, whose product is annotated as Hermansky-Pudlak syndrome 4 protein. Lineage: Eukaryota; Metazoa; Arthropoda; Insecta; Hymenoptera; Formicidae. Bases 325 to 2943 code for a protein of 872 amino acids. Gene Ontology annotation, biological process: melanosome assembly; vesicle-mediated transport; protein targeting. The record is from RefSeq and is a predicted model, not a curated record. The transcript has 12 exons. Gene Ontology annotation, molecular function: small GTPase binding; guanyl-nucleotide exchange factor activity. Gene Ontology annotation, cellular component: BLOC-3 complex; lysosomal membrane; cytoplasmic vesicle.